Vicia villosa (hairy vetch) is the source of this 2016-nucleotide messenger RNA. RefSeq names its product protein SOSEKI 5-like. Bases 337 to 1632 code for a protein of 431 amino acids. The record is from RefSeq and is a predicted model, not a curated record. Lineage: Eukaryota; Viridiplantae; Streptophyta; Magnoliopsida; Fabales; Fabaceae. The transcript has 4 exons.
CCUAUCUCUAAUAUGUGUAUAGUAAAUCUAGUAAAUAAUGUAGUAAUACUAAAAUAAUCUCAUAGUAGUCACAAGACUGCCAGUACUGAAACUCUUACUUGUUUUCUAGCUCUUGUCUUUCGCAUCCCCGUUUUGAAUUCUCUCCCUCUUAUAAUACUAAAAUAAAAAUAUCACAUGAUACUAUUUUUUUUUCUUAUAAAACCUCUUCAAAGUCCACUUCAAUAUUUUCAACUACAACCAAGCCCUCAUUUCUCUCUGCUACAUCGCUUUCUACUUUUUCUCACAUAUCACUAACUCACUCUCUUCCUCACAAUUCAGAUUUUGAAAACAAGAAAAAUGUCGGUGAAUUUGAAUUCAAGAGGGAGAUCAGGAACCACUACCAGAGAAACCAGUCCAGAGAGAACCAAAGUUUGGAUCGAACCAAAACCCAAAACGACCAGAAAAGUUUCCGUCGUUUACUACCUCUCCCGUAACGGCCAACUCCAACACCCUCACUUCAUGGAAGUUCCUCUCUCUUCACCUCACGGACUCUAUCUCAAAGAUGUAAUCAUUCGCUUGAACUUGCUCCGUGGGAAAGCCAUGGCUACUAUGUACUCAUGGUCAUCUAAACGGAGUUAUAAAAACGGUUUCGUUUGGCAUGAUUUAUCGGAGAAUGAUUUCAUAUAUCCAACGCAAGGUCAAGACUACAUUCUCAAAGGAUCUGAGAUUCUCGAUCAUGUUGCUUCAACCACUCAAACGCCGUUUGAGGAAGAAUCUGAUUCUCCGGUGGUGAUUACGCGGCGGCGCAACCAGUCGUGGAGUUCGAUUGAUUUAAAUGAGUAUCGAGUUUAUAAGUCUGAAUCGUUGGGUGACUCAGUUGGAAACAUUGCCGCGGAUGCGUCGACUCAGACGGAGGAGAAACGGAGGCGGAGAAGAGUUGUGAGAGAGAAGGAAGAUGAAGAUGAAGAUGAGAAAGAGAAGAAUGAAAUUGAAAAUGAAGAAGUUGAAACGGUCCCACACGUUGAAUGUAAUGAAAAUCAGAGUACGGAGCUGAGUAGGGAAGAGAUCUCGCCUCCACCGUCGGAUUCGAGUCCGGAAACACUGGGAACACUUAUGAAGGUAGAUGGACGGCUGGGAUUACGAACUGAGGUUAUUGCGAAGGAGAAUCCGACGGUUGAGAGCUGUCCUAGUGGAAGGAUGAAAGCUUCGUCGGUACUCUUGCAAUUGUUAUCGUGUGGUGCGGUUUCUUUGAAGGAGAGUAUGAGUAAAGAUCAAGGGUUCUCAUUGCUCGGGCACUACAAGUCUAGAUUACCCCGCGGAGCAGGGAAUCAUAACAAUGAGGGUAAAGAAGUAGGGACAUUGAUGGAAAUUCCUGAAUUGAGCAGGGUGAGAUUGGAAGAUAAAGAGUAUUUUAGUGGAAGCUUGAUUGAAACCAAAAAAGUGGAAACUCCUCUUGCAUUCAAAAGGUCCUCUUCUUACAAUGCUGAUAGUGGUUCCCGGUUGCAAAUCACGGAGCAUGAAGAAGAUACGGUGCGGGCAAAGUGCAUACCAAGGAAAUCCAAGACACUAGCAACAAAGAAAGAAGAGGGUGCUUCAAGUUCCAUGGAUAGAACUAGCCGUAGCCAACAUGGAAGCAAAAGAUUUGAGGGAUAAGAAACUAAAAGAAGAGCUAAAAGAAGUUAAAUUAGUGAUGUAUAAUAAAUAGGGUAAGUACUAAUUUGAAAGUCACAUGCACAAUAUAGCCCAAUGGACAGAUACGUUAAGCAAGGAUUAGCAAUGUGAUUAAAAUACUAGUAGUUUGUUGUAGAUCUUGUCCACUGUGAUCUUUAUGUUUUGGCCAAAAGACAAUGCUUGUAACGGAUGUUUUCUGUUUCUGGCUUUUUGUGUGAUGGUGAUAAUUGCUUUUUAUUUAUUUUUUAAAAUUAUUAACUGAAGUAUUUAGUAACAAUCAAAUAUGUUGACCAUGGUUAGAUGUGAUCUGUUAAUUGCUUUUUUAAUUUAUAAGUAUACUUUCUCAUUGAUCUGUAUUCUGUAAAA